Molecule: messenger RNA, 2578 nt
Organism: Hemiscyllium ocellatum (epaulette shark)
Lineage: Eukaryota; Metazoa; Chordata; Chondrichthyes; Orectolobiformes; Hemiscylliidae
Product: kelch-like protein 25
Exons: 3
Coding region: 58-1935 (625 amino acids)
Molecular function (GO): protein binding
Source: RefSeq, a predicted model, not a curated record
GGCAGUUUCAAUUCCCCCCUCAAUUGUAUCCAUUCGCUGUUACAAAGAUACGCUUCGAUGGCACUCCUGAUUAAAUACUCAGCGACAGCAAGUAAGCCUGCAGCAGGAGGACGGGAAGAACCGACCAUGAGCGAGCAGGAGAGCCCGGGCAGUGAUAACGCCUCCCUGUUCCACAAGGUCUCCCACCCGGAGAGCGUCCUGGCCCAGCUGGACAGCCUGCGGAGGCAGCGCCUCUUCACCGACGUGACCCUGCGGGCGGGCCGCCGCUCCUUCCUGUGCCACCGGGCGGUGCUGGCCGCCUGCAGCCGCUACUUCGCGGCCAUGUUCGGCGGCGGCCUGCGGGAGAGCGGCGAGCCGGAGGUGGACCUGCGGGCCAGCGUGCACCCCGAGGCGCUGGAGCCGCUGCUCGACUACGCGUACACGGCGCGGCUGGCCCUCAGCGAGGCCAACGCCGAGCGGCUGCUGCAGGCCGGCGACAUGCUGCAGUUCCCCGACGUCCGCGACGCCGCCGCCGCCUUCCUGGAGCGCCGGCUGCGGCCCUCCAACUGCCUGCGCCUGCUGCUGCUCUCCGACGCGCACCAGUGCCGCCGCCUGCGACAGCGGGCCCGAGCCGCCUGCCUCGCCCACUUCCAGCGCCUGGCCGACGGCGACGAGCUCUGCCGGCUGCCCGAGGCCACCCUGGCCGAGCUGCUGGCCAGCGACGAGCUGGAGGCCGAGGACGAGCGGGCCGUCCACUCGGCCGUCGUGCGCUGGGCCCGGCACCGGCCGCCCGGCGGAGGCCCGCGGCGCCUGUCUGGCCCGCUGCGGCACGUCCGCCUGGCCCUGCUGCCCGCCCCUUACCUCGAGGCCUGGGCGAAGGCCGAGCGCCUCCUCGACGACGACCCGGUCGGCCGCGCGCUGGUGGACGAGGCGCGCCGCUUCCAGCGCGAGGGAGGGGCGGCGUCGGGCACGUGCGCGCGGCCCAGGCGCGCCGGGCACACGCUGCUGAUCCUGGGCGGCCCCACUUUCCUGUGCGACCAGGUGUACGAGCUGGAGCGGGGCCGAGCGGAGGGAGAGCCCGAGUUGCAAGGCCGGGGCUCGGAAUCCGGGCACCGCUUGGGGUUGGGGGAGGGGAGAGGCCGCAUCGUCGCCAAGGCGCGUCUGCCCAGCCCCCGCAAGGAGUUCAGCGCCUGCGCACUGGGGCGCCGCGUCUACCUGAGUGGGGGGCGGGGACCCGAGAAUGGGGUCUCGCGAGACGUCUGGGUCUAUGACGCGGCGGCUGGCGAUUGGUCCAAAGUGGCGCCAAUGUUAGUUGCCCGCUUCGGGCAUGGUUCGGCCGAGCUGAGGGGAGGCGUCUUCGUGCUCGGAGGCCACGGCUCUGCCUGGGCCCCGGGCUCGGCCCCUCUCACUCAGGUGGAGCGUUACGAGCCGUCCGCCAACACCUGGAACUCGGUGGCUCCUCUCCCUGACGGCGUCAGUAACGCGGCGGUGGUGAGCGCCCAGUUCCGCCUCUACGUCUUCGGCGGCGGCGCCUCCUCGAGCUUCCCGGCGGCCGAGCGCCGCUCCCGGGUGCAGCGUUAUGAGCCGCUGGAGGACCGCUGGGCCGUGCCGGCCGUCUGUCCGCAGCCCUGGCGCUACACGGCCGCCGCCGCCCUGGGCAGCCAGAUCUUCAUCAUGGGCGGCGACACCGAGUUCACGGCGGCCUCGGCCUACCGCUUCGACUGUGACACCAACCAGUGGACUCGGGUGGGCGACAUGACGGCCAAGCGCAUGAGCUGCCACGCCGUGGCCUCCGGCAACAAGCUCUACGUGGUGGGCGGCUACUUCGGCACCCAGCGCUGCAAGACCCUGGACUGCUAUGACCCGACCUCGGACACCUGGAGCAGCAUCACCACCGUGCCCUACUCGCUCAUUCCCACUGCCUUUGUCAGUACCUGGAAGCAGUUCCCUGACUGAUGCUCAUCACGUCCCAUCUUCAUCCCGGAGCGGAAGGAAAAGCUCGUGUACUUCCAUGCCAAUUCGCUGGGAGCUAUCCUUACCAGGAUCCUGGACAGAAGUUUUCCAUGAUCUAGAGGACCGAACCAUGGAGCAGCGAAACCUGUGCAAAGCUUCACUACCAGUUGUGAUUGUAACUGGGAAUUUGAAAGCUUGGAGGAAGUGCAGGAGAAGAUUUUGGGGUUGGGGGGGGUGUUUGUGGGGAGAUUGAUGAGAUCCAUUUAACUAGACAAUAUUCUGACAGUUUUGGAAUUUGCUUGAGGCUGCUCUUGGUAACAUUAGUCAAGCUGGUUGUAGAAAUAAUGCUGUUUUUUUGAGAAAACUGUUCAUUUGCACUGAGCCAGUUACCAUUUAGUACGGUUUUUCUAUAAUUGUGGAAAGAGAUCUAGAUCUCCACAAGAGAGCAAGAGAACUUGACAAGUACCUUUUGAACAUUUCAGGAAAACAACUUACGCACAACUUUGUUAGGAGCAGCUAUAUCAGAAAUGGAUCUUUUGAAAUUCCUUUUUCUAAUAUCAAUUCAGAAAUUCUGUGGAAUAAGGAACCCAAUAAUGGUUUGUGUAUUGGAUAAUUUUUGUUCCAAAUAAAAUUGAAAUAAAAUAAA